CUGUGUGCUAACAUAAUAAAGUUAACCGAGCAGUUCAGCCCUGUGCGUAUCUGGCUGCACCUUAGAACCAGCAGGCUUACAGUAAAAGAGAAAAAAAAGAACGAAAAAAAGGGAAGAGGAAGAGAGAUCUGUUAGUGUUGUGUUUGGGGUUUUUUUGGCCAGUGAAAGAAGUUUAAGCAACGUCUGCUCUGACUUCGUGGUUAUUUGUCUUCUGAGGCUUGAUGACAGGCUCUCCAAUGGCAAGCUCGAUUUUGAAGAUGCCUCUCCAAAUCAGUCUUCGGCACCUGCUGUUAUUUCAGCUGAUGGUUCUGGGGGCUUUUGGUCAAGACUGGAGUGUGAAAUACACUCAAACUCGAAAAUGUGCUUUAAAAGGAUCCACAGUGUAUAUGUCCAGUGAUUACAGAUAUCCAUCACAUCUUGAAGUGGUGAAGAGGUUUUGGGCAAUAAAUCCAGCCAAAAAUGUGGAACCAGUUGAUCUGACUACAGAUCCAGAAUAUUCAGGCAGGACUGAAUACUUUGAAGGUGGAAAUAAACUUUUCUAUCUCAAACUGAUGAACGUGACUGAGAGGGAUGAGCACAUGUACUGUAUCAGAAUCACAACAAACAUAGAGUCACAAAGAUAUUUAUUUUAUCCUGGAGUGACCCUCAACGUCACAGGCCUCAGAGUGGAGAGUCCUGAACGUGUUUCAGAGGGAAAUACGACACGGCUGACCUGUUGGACCACCUGCCCUCUGCCAGACAGACCGACAUACAUCUGGUAUAAAAACGGACGGUGUGUCGAUAGAAAUGAUAAAGAAACUAACGUCCUGUCCCUGCGGCCGACUAGAAUAGAGGACACAGGCAGUUACAGCUGUGCUGUGAGAGGAUAUGAAGGCCUUCCUUCUCCUGCUGUCGUACUCAGUGUCAGAUAUUCUCCGAAGAACAUCUCGGUGUCCAUCAGUCCCUCUGGUGAAAUAGUGGAGGGCAGUUCAGUGACUCUGACCUGCAGCUGUAAUGCAAACCCACCUGCGGAUGAGUACAGCUGGUUUAAGCAGAAACAGUUUCUUGGAAAGGGCAAAGAUUACACCAUCUCUAACAUCAGCUCUGAGGAUGGUGGAGAGUACAAGUGCAAGACCAGCAAUGCAGAGGGUCAGCGGUACUCUAGUAGUGUAAUGCUAAAUGUUGUUGUUGGGCCAACUAUGGUGCAUCAUGCAGUUAUUGCAAUCAUUGUCUCCUGUACAAUCAUAUUCUUUGCUGUCUCCAUGGUGUUUCUGAGGAGGAAGAAAAUGUGCUGCUGGUCUCAGGAUCGCACUGCAAAGCAGGAGAACAUUUAUAGCAACAUGGCAGUCCAAACCCCAACCAAUAGCGCACCACUAUCCAAUACUGGUCCAGUCUAUCAAGAUGAAAAUCAGUAUGCCAGUAUUGCACACCAUGACGAUGGUUCUUCAGCUUCUGCUUCUGGGGCCUUUGAGGAGGUUCAGUAUGCCAGUGUCCAGCACCGCCGUGAUAAAGUAGUAAAGAAGGCUCUGGAGGAGGAAAACGUACCGUAUGCUAGUGUCAGUUUUAACCGUUCACCCAGGCCUGCUGAGAUGUUGGAUGAUCCUUCAGUGAUCUACAGCACUGUCAAAUGAUCGUCACUAACAAAUUCUGCUGAUGCAAUAACAGCCUGGGAUCUAUUCCUGAUCAAUGUCUUCAACAUAGUCCUCUGGAACAGCGGUCACCAACCCAGGUCCAGGUCUACAUUCCAGUGGAAUCUAGUUCCAACCAUAAUCUGACACAGCUGCUUCCUUUUAUUUGUUUCUAUAAAAUAUAGGAAGUUUUCUGAAGUAUUUAUCAGUACCGUUUCAAUUCCACCUUAACUCUUCAGUUUACUAAGGGUGAAUCUUUAAGAAAAUGAAUUUAGCAAGUAUUUUGAGGACCCUGUGAGAAGAAAGAACAAUAGAAAGAUAGUCAUGAUAGACGUAGACACUGAAAAGUAAGCUACUUCAGUAAAACCUUAAAGUAACCUUAAAAGUACUUUAGUACUGCCUAAAAAUCCAUUAUUUUUCCAAGUGAAAUUGGACAGAACUUCAUAAAUAUACAGCACUUUCUGCUAAUUUACUGAUCUGAGACAUGCACAUUAUGACUUGUUACAGUUGUUGUAGAUCCAGUGGCCACUAUCAAGAAUAAUCCUUAGCAUAUCUUGGAUAACAGGCAGAAAGCCAAAGCGUGCAUUGGUGUGCAGCUAAUGCGGUGCAAGACAGUGAAGGUCUAAUGUCUGUAGAUUGCAUACGGGGUUAGAUGCAAUGUCUGUGACUUUAUCCUGCUCUAUUGUGCCAUCUAGUGUUGAUUGUCAUCAAACUAUAUGCUUUAACCUUCAGAAACCCAAGCACUGAUUUUGUUGAUGUGGUUUUAUUCUUUUUUUUUUCUUUUCUUCUGGAAACCAUUUUCAGGAAGCCACCGACCAAAAAUAGUAUGAUGUUUUUUUUCUUUGGGGGGAUCCUGGAGAAAGGUUGCAACAUUGUGAUUUAAUCAUUUUUUAUUUUUAUUUAACGUUCAUGUGCCUAUACCCCACAAAAUGUUUAACAUAUGUUAUGUAUCUUAUUUUCUAUGUAAACAGUCAUUCAGUGUAAUAUUUUAAAUGUAGUAUUUUGUAUAAAUAUAAAAGUACAUCAGCAAGGUUUAAUGUAUUCUCUUCCUCAAAAUGUCCAGCUUUAUUUAACAUCACGUGUGUGGAUGUAUGGACUAGUUGAAAACGUGCAGGACAGGGGUUCAGCUAGACCGGAGAAGAUACUGAUUAAAGUGGAGUAAAUAGGGCCAUUGAAGAUCGAAGUGUGCUAAAACAUGGUCAAAAUCGAUUGCUGCAUUUACAAAAAUGCACAUUUUUAUUAUUAGUUUGUAGUUCUACA
Molecule: messenger RNA, 2867 nt
Organism: Pygocentrus nattereri (red-bellied piranha)
Lineage: Eukaryota; Metazoa; Chordata; Actinopteri; Characiformes; Serrasalmidae
Product: B-cell receptor CD22-like
Exons: 9
Coding region: 222-1610 (462 amino acids)
Source: RefSeq, a predicted model, not a curated record